CUCGUGCACCGUACAAAUUUAGCAAUUAGCACCGGCCAAAUGAAUUUGUAAAUGCCAUGACGAAAGAGCCUGCGCGCAUCUAAUACCACCAGCUCACGUUCAGGCGUUGAAUCUCUUUACGGUUAUCGUAAAGUCGGCGAGUCGUCUUCUUUUCCACUCUCCUACUUUCUCUCUCCUCCAUUCUCUCUCUCCAAUUCUACUACCCGCGCUCAAGACCUAGAACUUUCGGGAUCGUCUGUAAUUUGAUUUCUUCUUCAUGGCAGGGAGAAACCGUAUGCCUCGCCAUCCUGUUAAUCCACAUGGUUUUAGAGAUGGCCCUAGGCCAUUUUUUAACAGAGGACCAGGACCUCUACCUGUUUAUCCUGUGGCUCUGGAGGAAGAACUUGAUAUUCAACACAGCGAAAACCAGAGGAUUGCUGCUGAAAAUCGGCAUUUGCUUGAUGAAAAUGUGAAUCUUGAAAGAGACCUGCAUGCUGCUAAAGAUGAAAUUCACAGAUUGGAUGAGCUCAUUAAUAAACUUCGAGCUGACCAUGAUCUUAAGUUUAGGGGUUUUAUUGAGAAGAAUUUGAAGAUAGAAGCUGAUCUACGUGCUGCUGAGCCUCUUAGAGAUGAAGUGAUGCGUCUUAGAGCUGAAGCUCAGAAGCUGAAUGUUCUGAGACAAGAUUUGACUGGUCAAAUUCAUGGUCUCACUCAAGAAAUAACCCGUAUCCGUUCUGAAAAUAAGCAGUUGAGUGCUUUGAGAUCUGAUGUUGAUGGCAUUCGCAACAAACUAGCUGAAGCCAGGAAAGCUUUGGAAUAUGAAAAGAAAGCAAAUGCGGAGCAGGUGCAGCAGAAGGAUUCAAUGGAGAAGAAUCUCAUGUCAAUGGCUCGUGAGAUUGAAAAGCUUCGAGCAGAGCUGCUGAACGUGGAUAGGAGAGGAAAUGCACUUGGUGGUGGCACCAGCUAUGCUAUGUACAAUGGAUUCCCAGAUACGAGGUAUUCAGGUGGAGGAUCAUCUGCUGAUGGGUAUGGUGGAGCCUGGGGCCCUUAUAAUAAGCGUCCCAGACAUUGACUUCCAAUACCUCUGACUGGCAUCUGAAAAUGUGCUUACUGAUCUUGGUAUAGCUAUUCGCUAAGCGGAAAGGAAGAGGAAGGGAGAGAGAGAGAGAGAGAAAAAGGG
This is a messenger RNA of Chenopodium quinoa (quinoa), 1159 nucleotides long. Its product is annotated as protein FLX-like 3. Bases 257 to 1051 code for a protein of 264 amino acids. The record is from RefSeq and is a predicted model, not a curated record. Lineage: Eukaryota; Viridiplantae; Streptophyta; Magnoliopsida; Caryophyllales; Amaranthaceae. The transcript has 4 exons.